AUGUGCCAUACAACGAUGCUCAUGCCCAAGCCUAAAGGAAUGGCCAGCUUUAAAAGAGGAGGGACGAAAAGCCAAGUGCAAUCAGUGAGUGGAAACGCGAAGUGGAAGACGAUGGAUGAUUCUGAGAAGAAGACGCAAAUCCUUUGCUCUGUGAAAAUCUUGAGCUGGUUGCGCAAAGAUCUCGUGGAUUGCAUACUUUCCGAUAAAAAGGAACAGGAAAACGAGACGAAGCAGCAAGACGAACCCAAGAAGAAACAAACUCCAACGAGAUCCACUACGAGAAAGAGACGAAAGCUGGGUCAUGAGGAACCAAAAGACCAGUGA
Cylindrotheca closterium is the source of this 324-nucleotide messenger RNA. Lineage: Eukaryota; Bacillariophyta; Bacillariophyceae; Bacillariales; Bacillariaceae. The record is from the annotation of a GenBank genome assembly.